This is a messenger RNA of Austrofundulus limnaeus, 1546 nucleotides long. Its product is annotated as tumor necrosis factor receptor superfamily member 5. Gene Ontology annotation, biological process: positive regulation of T cell migration; positive regulation of peptidyl-tyrosine phosphorylation; positive regulation of cytokine production involved in immune response. Gene Ontology annotation, molecular function: protein binding. Gene Ontology annotation, cellular component: external side of plasma membrane. Lineage: Eukaryota; Metazoa; Chordata; Actinopteri; Cyprinodontiformes; Rivulidae. The record is from RefSeq and is a predicted model, not a curated record.
CCUGUCAUCAGACUGAGUAUCAGAUUGAUAACGAAUGCUGUCCUCAGUGUCCUCCUGGAAGUAGAGUAAAGACAGAUUGUACAGAAUUCAGAAGUACUUCUUGUAUGCCGUGUGAAGAAGGAACUUAUUUGGACAGACCUAAUGGAAAAAAACACUGUCUUACAUGUACAAUCUGUGAUCCAGGUUCUGGUCUGAAGGUAAAGCAGAGAUGUUCUCCAACAUCAGACACAGUUUGUGAAGCUCUGGAAGGAUUUUUCUGUACAGAAUUCACAUCAGGCAGCUGUUCUUCAGCAAAUGAACACAGAACCUGUGAAUCAGGACAGUACAUCAGCAGAACAGGAAGYUCCUCCUCAGACGCUGAAUGUUCUGACUGCAGCAGUGGAACAUUUUCUGAUGGAUCAUCAACAUCCUGUCAGCCUCACACACAAUGUGAAACUCUGAAUCUUCAGCUGAUAAAAGCAGGAACAGCUUCAGCUGAUGCUGAAUGUGGAGAAAAAAGUUCAGCCUGGGUUAUAGGUGUUAUAGUUGCUAUUGUGUUUUUUGUGAUUUGUCUGAUUAUUUUAUGUGUUUGUUUAAAGAAAAAGGAAAAACCUGUACUACCAGGUUGUUUCAAUAGCAAACAAUGUACAAAUCAAGAUCAUCAAAUGGUUUCUAUGAACGAAGAAGAUUUGGACAAAAACCCAAGAGCUUCAAAGAAUUCAAAUAUCAAACCAGAGCCUUUAUUAGCAGGUUCAUCAGAAUGAAACAACAGAUGAGUGCAGGAGCAGGCUCUGGUCACUGCAGAGAACAUUUUCUUCUAAGUGCAGUUCCUGUUCAGACUUGUAGGAGAACAUUGUUUAUACAGUGUUCAGACUUCAGCAGCUCUAAAAAGACUUUACCUCCUCCUCACUGUUACACUCAUCACUCAUUAUAUUCACUGUGUGAAUCUGUGUUAAUAUGUUGUGUAUACUUCACCUGUAAUUUGCUUUAUAACGUGAUUGUGUGGUGUGAAAAAGUGUUUGCCCCCUUCCUGAUUUCCUGAUUUUUUGCACGUUUGUCACACUUAAAUGUUCCGGAACAUCAAACCAAUUGUGGUGAACCUUCCCAGGAGUGGCCAGCUGCCCAAAAUUACUGCAAGAGCUCAGUGACAACUCCUCCAAGAUGUCACAUAAGACCCUAGAACAACAUCCAAAGAACUGCAGGCUUCACUUGCCUCAGUUAAGGUCAGCGUUCAUGCCUCCACCAUCAGAAAGAGACUGGGCAAAAAUAACCUGCAUGGCAGAGUUCCAAGAAGAAAACCACUGCUGAGCAAAAAGAACAUUAAAGCUCGUCUCAGUUUUUCCAAAACGCAUCUUGAUGAUCCCCAAGACUUUUGGGGAAACAUUCUGUGGACCGAUGAGACAAAACAUGAACACUAUGGAAGGUGUGUGUCUCAGUACAUCUGGUGUAAAAGAAACACAGUAAAACAUGGUGGUGGUAGUGUGAUGGUCCGGUGCUGUUUUACUGCACCAGCACCUGGAAGACUUACUGUGAUAAAUGGAACUGUGAAUUCUGCUGUCUACCAAAA